This is a messenger RNA of Laetiporus sulphureus 93-53, 1837 nucleotides long. Its product is annotated as cytochrome P450. Gene Ontology annotation, molecular function: monooxygenase activity; iron ion binding; heme binding. The coding region runs from base 4 to 1356 and encodes 450 amino acids. The transcript has 10 exons. Lineage: Eukaryota; Fungi; Basidiomycota; Agaricomycetes; Polyporales; Laetiporaceae. The record is from RefSeq and is a predicted model, not a curated record.
GAUAUGUUUACCAAGCCGAAAGAAGCGUAUGAAAAGGCUCUAGACGCAUACGGGCCUAUCAUUCGCGUGCAGCGCAAAGGUCGAAUGGAGUAUAUUGUUGACGAUACCUUGACUUCGGCGGUCCUCACUGCCGACUCCCAAUUUAGUUUCGUGCAAGGAACAGCAAGUAUUCUCAACAUGCAUUAUGUCCUCACUUUUUUCCCUUGGUUCUACUCAGAAGUCGACGAUCUUGUACAAAACGCUAUCAACAAUCAACUCGAGAAUAUAGCAGAACGGAUAUUUCCCGUUUUCAUUCGCAAGGCAAUUCAACUAGUGGACCAUGCUUCAGGAACGUCCGUGGAUAUGUUCCAUUAUGCUCAUUCCAGUAUUGCGGAGGCCAUGAUUAUAGUGGCCUUGGGAGAGGUAAAACUGUCACUGACGAUUGCAGCGGACAUCGCAACUGUGGUCGGUAUUUAUCAGAAUACUUCUCCGUUCGCUAGGACCUUUCCUUCCGUUUGGCGUAUUUGCACAUGGUUUCGCAUCGUUGUCACGUCUAUCAUAGGUGUUUUUGUGCGCAUCCUGGGUCCAGUAAUUUGGAAUCAGCUACGCGCCAGAAGGUGGAAUAAGGAUGCCGUACUGAUGGGUGAUAGUCUACAUCUCAAGCCUACACUUUUGUCCUAUCUGGCAAUGAAGCACGCCGAUCCUGGUACCGGUUCUGUCAGUGUCUUCUCCACUAUUCGAAUCAUGUCAAUUUUAUUAGUGAAGAGCUUUUAUCAAACACCAUUUGAAAGUGCUUCUGUGGCGGUGUGGGUCAUGUUCCAGCUCGCCAUCCAUAAGGAGCACCUAGCAAGCCUACAAGAGGAGAUGCACGAUCACAUUGACCCGUUGACCCAUGACCUUGAUAUAUCGGAUGCAUACAACACGCUCAAGAAAGCAAUGCAUUUGGACUCAUUUAUUCGGGAGGUUCUGCGGACGAAAGGCGAUACGCUCAGGGUUUGCCGAUGCACAACUGAGGAUGUACCUCUCGCCGGUUUUAAGAUACCGAAGGGCAGUCUAGUAUUACCGUUCACCACUCUUUCUCACGAGAAUACCAAGUACCAUGGGCCUGACGCAUCAAUAUUCCGCCCGCAACGGUGGGAGGAAUCCGAAGCGAAAUCUGCUGUCAUGGGAAGUUCAAUUUAUUUCCCGUUCGGAUUAGGAAGAUGGGCUUGCCCUGGAAGAUACCUCGCCGUCACAGAAAUCAAGAUGAUAGUUUGGUCAAUGGUUUGCAGAGCAACUCCACGUCUUGAAGGAGACGCAUUCACGGUCAUCGAUCCGCUCAAUGUCACUUCGGUUCCUCCGGAAGGCGAGCUGAUACUAGAGCCGCUGUAUCCUUGAGGUAUACCGAUGAGGAUUGCUGUAGAUGGGGUUCCAAGAGUGUAAAAUAGCACGUCCAACGUCUCUUUGUGUGUAAGGAAUAAGUCCGGAUAUAGCGAUUCUUCUUCAUUUGUUCAUAUCACGGAUGCAACUGAAUAGUGUACCGGUAGCUCACGAUGAUUAUCGGCGAUGUCUGGAAGAACCUUAUGAGCGAUGAUAGAAGCCAUGAAAAUCAAUGAGAUCCGGCUGUAUAUGUGACAGAUGGUACACUUCACCUCAGACAUUGAGCCAUCUUUUACAGUGGAAUAUCAUUUGCUGUUGGUGUGGAUGGAGGCAGAGCGAAGGUCUUCGAGAUGGUCGACGGAGGCAAGGGCUGAAGGAGAUUGCAUCCGUGAAAUUGGAGGUCCCGACCCCUUUCCUGUGGAUGUGAAUGCGAUCUUUGAUCCUAAUACGGCGCCCGCUUAUAUUGUCCUUGUCGUGAAAUUGCAGAAUGUCUGAUGAU